Messenger RNA from Trifolium pratense (red clover), 2322 nucleotides. RefSeq lists its product as uncharacterized. Bases 1 to 2058 code for a protein of 685 amino acids. The record is from RefSeq and is a predicted model, not a curated record. The transcript has 4 exons. Lineage: Eukaryota; Viridiplantae; Streptophyta; Magnoliopsida; Fabales; Fabaceae.
AUGAUUAUGAUUUCACCAUUUCUGGUAAAGUGUAGUUUUAAAGAGAAGUCAUAUUCAAAUGGGGAUGUAUACAUUGGUAAAUUCAAGGGUAAAGUUUUCCAUGGCAUUGGAAAGUACACAUGGUCAAAUGGAACAAUAUAUGAGGGCGAUUGGGUUGAUGGAAAAAGGACAGGGAAAGGACUUAUGAUAUGGCCAUCAGGAAUAAAGUAUGAAGGUGAAUUCGUUACAAAAUUGAACGACAACGUCAAACUAUUUCACGACAACAAAAAGUACAUAUGGUCAAACAGAACAAUAUAUGAGGGUGAUUGGGUUGAUGGAGCAAUGACAGGGAAAGGAGUAAUGACAUGGCCAUCAGGAACAAAGUAUGAGGGUGAAUUCUAUGAGAGUUACCUUCACGGUCAAGGCACCUUAACAAAAGCGACUAGUUGUGUUUACACAGGUGGUUGGAGGAUGGAUGCUUAUCGCAGAAUUGGACAAGUAGUCCAUUUCAGUUCAGGUACUUAUGAUGGUUCGUGGAAAGAAGGAAUUCCCGAAGGAAAUGGAAAGUUUACUUGGAAAAAUGGAAGUAUCUACAAAGGAAAUUUGAAAAAAGGGAAUAUAAAUGGAAAAGGGAUUAUGAUGUGGGCUAAUGGUGAUAUAUUUGAUGGUUUUUGGUCAAAUGGACUUAAACAUGGAUGUGGAGUUUAUAUAUUUGCAAAUGGAAGAGUUUAUGUUGGGACAUGGAGUAAGGGUCUAAAGGAUGGAAAAGGAACAUUCUAUUAUCCUUAUGGUAGUAAACAAUCAUCUCUACUUAAGAAGUUGUGUGCUGUCCUUAGUUGUAAGGUUCCAAAAACAAGAGUUAACCCUAGUCUCUCAAAAAAGGCACCAAUUAGUGGUAGAUCAAAAGAUUCACGCCCUUUUUCUCACAAGAUCUUUAAUGAAGACCAAUCUAAGACAUUUGAUAUGAGUUGUGUGGUUUAUGAAAGGGAAUAUAAGGAAGGUUUAGAGAAUAAGGAUAGAAAAAUCGGAGGAGUAAUGGAGAUCGUAGGAAACCUAGCAACGUGGGGAUUUAUGAAGUGGGCUAAUGGUGGUAAUGUUUUUGAUGGAAUAAGACAUGACAAUGGAAAGUACACGUGGUCAAAUGGAACAAUAUAUGAAGGUGAUUGGGUUGAUGGAAAAAUGGCGGGAAAAGGGUUGAUCAUAUUUCCAUCAGGAAAUAAGUAUGAGGGUGAAUUCUCUGGGAAUUUGUAUCAUGGUAAAGGCACCCAUACUUGGAAGGAUGGGAGAAUCUACAUUGGAGAUUGGGAAAAGAAUAAAAUGAAUGGAAGAGGGAUUAUGAAGUGGGCAAAUGGUGAUGUUUUUGAUGGUUGUUGGUCAAAUGGACAUAGACAUGGAAACGGAAAGUUCAUGUGGUCAAAUGGAAGAAUCUAUGAGGGUGAUUGGGUUGAUGGAAAAAUGACAGGGAAAGGAAUGAUCAUAUCGUCGUCAUCAGGAAAUAAGUAUGAGGGUGAAUUCUUUGGGAAUUUCCGUCAUGGUAACGGGACACAAACUUGGACGGAUGGAAGUAUCUACAUUGGAAAUUGGACAGAAGAUAAAAUGGACGGGAAAGGGAGUAUGAAGUGGGCUAAUGGUGCUGCUUAUGAUGGUUGUUGGUCAAAUGGACAUAGACAUGGAUUUGGAGUUUGUAGAUUUGCCAAUGGAGGAAUUUAUGUUGGGACAUGGAGCAAAGGCCUAGAGGAUGGAAAAGGAACAUUCUACUAUCCUUAUGAAAAAGUCAGUGGUAGAUCGAAAAGUUUGCAUCAUUCAUCUCACAAGAUUUCGAUACUGGAUGAAAAUUUUCGUGAUUCCGCAUCCACAUUAUUGCAGACCGCCGAUGAAGGUCGAUCUGAUGCAUCAAGUAUGAGUUAUAAGGUUGUGGAAAUGGAAUAUGUGCUAGGAGUUCUAAUUAGGAAGAGAACUCUACAGUAUUUAGAAAUAACACAUGAUAAGAACAAAAGACAAGAUAAAUUUAGUGCGAAGCAAGUAAAAAAGAGUUCAGGUAUACGGACAUUUUUGAAGACAAUCAAAUCUAUUUUCUGAAGCUUAAUUUGCAACUUGACAUCAGGUUGAUGUUAAAGGGUGAUCUCACUGACAUAUAUACUUAACACUACCAAUGAACAUGAUGAGGAGAGGACCGAUUCAUACAGGAGAAUUUCACAUCAAGUUUAACUCUAUUCAACAGUUUCAAUUUCUAGAUUUCAUUAUUCAAUAGCACUAGUUCUCAAAACAUCUUAAUUUGUUACUGUUUAAUGUAUUUCUCGUAUUAUAUUGGUAGUUGUUAAAAACAUCUCAGCUUGUUGAGUG